AAAGAGGGAUGGUUAGAGAUUAUGCUUGACCGCCGAUUGGUAAGAGACGAUGGAUGUGGUCUUGGGCAAGGAGUGAUGCAUAAUCGUUCUAUGAAUGUAGUCUUCCACAUCCUGAUGGAAUCCAACAUUUCCUCGGUUUCCAAUCCUUUUCCCUUGAGCCCCUCUCUUCUUUCUCAUCGUGUUGGUGCUCAUUUGAACUAUCCAUUACAUGCAUUUGUUGCGAAGAAGGCACAGGACUUAUCAAUGCAGCCACUCCCAAGAUCCUUCUCUCCUUUAGCUGCUCCCUUACUAUGUGACUUGCAUAUUGUGGGCCUUAAGGUUCCUCGGCCUUCAAAAUAUUCUCAGACCCCGGUUGAAGAUCCUAGGUUUGUUCUGAUCUUACAAGGGUAUCAUUGGGAUUCUUCAUACUGUCGGAAGGGCAGAUCACAGUGCAUCAGUGUUGCUGAUGAGCCAGUGAAUCUGUUCUACAUGUUCAAGGGGCUUGCAGUACUGAAUGCGAGAGAAACUUCUUUGAAUCUUUUGCAUGAAGACACAGAGAUGCUCGGAUACACUGAGCAGCUUGCAGAUAUUGCUCAAGAAGGACAUGUGCUCAUCUCUCCCAAGACUCCCAUGGAAAUACAGGCUUACAAGUUGGAAUUACGGCCGCACCAAUGA
Molecule: messenger RNA, 654 nt
Organism: Quercus lobata
Lineage: Eukaryota; Viridiplantae; Streptophyta; Magnoliopsida; Fagales; Fagaceae
Product: alpha-mannosidase 2-like
Exons: 1
Biological process (GO): carbohydrate metabolic process; protein deglycosylation; N-glycan processing
Cellular component (GO): Golgi membrane
Molecular function (GO): alpha-mannosidase activity; carbohydrate binding
Source: RefSeq, a predicted model, not a curated record